Rhododendron vialii is the source of this 923-nucleotide messenger RNA. Its product is annotated as small ribosomal subunit protein eS7. The coding region runs from base 150 to 725 and encodes 191 amino acids. Gene Ontology annotation, cellular component: ribosome; small-subunit processome; 90S preribosome. NCBI's taxonomy places the organism in Eukaryota, Viridiplantae, Streptophyta, Magnoliopsida, Ericales, Ericaceae. The transcript has 6 exons. Gene Ontology annotation, molecular function: structural constituent of ribosome. The record is from RefSeq and is a predicted model, not a curated record. Gene Ontology annotation, biological process: ribosomal small subunit biogenesis; rRNA processing; translation.
GUCCAAACUAGGGCAACCACAUCCCACCCCUCCCUCCUCAUCAUUUUUAAACCCUACUUCCACCCCACCUUUCACUCCCCUCUGAGACCUCUGCAGCCGAGAGCCGAAGCAAAGGCAACGUUAGCUUCCCCUCUCAAAGACCUCUCAAGAUGUACACUUCGAGGAAGAAGAUCCACAAGGACAAGGAUGCGGAACCCACUGAAUUUGAGGAGUCAGUUGCUCAGGCCAUAUUUGAUCUGGAGAAUACAAACCAGGAGCUUAAAAGUGAUUUGAAAGACCUUUACAUCAAUUCAGCAGCUCAGAUUGAUGUGGCUGGAAAUCGCAAAGCUGUUGUGAUCCACGUUCCUUAUAGAUUGAGGAAAGCUUUCCGCAAGAUUCAUCUUAGGCUAGUCAGAGAGCUUGAGAAAAAGUUCAGUGGGAAGGAUGUUGUCGUCAUUGCCACCCGAAGAAUAAUGCGGCCACCGAAGAAGGGUUCUGCUGCUCAGAGACCCCGCUCCCGCACUCUUACAUCUGUCCACGAAGGCAUGCUUGAGGAUGUGGUUUAUCCCGCUGAGAUUGUUGGAAAGCGCAUUAGAUACAGAAUUGAUGGGUCCAAGAUAAUCAAGAUAUACUUGGAUCCCAAGGCACGCAAUGACACCGAGUACAAGCUGGAGACGUUUUCUGGAGUGUACCGUAAGCUUUCUGGAAAAGAUGUUGUCUUCGAGUACCCAAUCACAGAGGCUUAAGAUCUGCUGUUAAAACUAGCCUUCAUGUCAGUACUUGGAAAUUUUGAUUCAGAGAUGGAUUGCUAAGUCUUUGCUUUAUGCAGCAGGAAACUUCAUUAGAAUGUUUCUUCUAUUUAUCAUGCUUGAUGUUUGAAUUUUGGAAAAAAGGUGUUUAGGACUCCAAUGCUUCUAUGAGAAGUAAAGUUUGCUCUUCCUCCC